Rana temporaria (common frog) is the source of this 4589-nucleotide messenger RNA. RefSeq names its product bromodomain containing 2 (gene BRD2). The record is from RefSeq and is a predicted model, not a curated record. Gene Ontology annotation, cellular component: chromatin; nucleus. The transcript has 13 exons. Gene Ontology annotation, biological process: regulation of DNA-templated transcription; chromatin remodeling. Bases 1015 to 3372 code for a protein of 785 amino acids. NCBI's taxonomy places the organism in Eukaryota, Metazoa, Chordata, Amphibia, Anura, Ranidae.
GAAGAAGCGCUGCUGCCUCAGCUCUCCGCAACAAAAUGGCGGCGGAUCUGAGCAGGCGGGGGCGGCGUGUGCCUGCGGGGACCGGGAGACACUUUCCGGUGGCCCCGCGCGGUGGGAGCCGGCUCGUUUUGAAGAGCGGACUUCGGUUUACCGGGAGACGGUCGCCAUUUCCGAAAAGGAGGCGGCUUUCCCGGAGAAAACGGCCGGGUACGGGGUGGCCGCCAUUAUGGGUGACCUGAGGGAAAAACAGACAAAGCAGUGUGCGACUUUCUACGACACUGGUGGGAAUUGGUGGCCAUUUUGUGAAAUACACGACGGUUCUGUGGAGCUCCGAGGCGGUUAUUAUGUUUCUGAUUGGUUUUAUUAACCGGUGUGCUUCAACGGCUGAGUUUUCGCCGUUUUACCGAGGAAAACCGGAGCUGCGCAACAAGAUGGCGCCGUCUCCUUCAAGGCAGCAGAAGGAGAGAAGAGGAGCCACGUCGCGUGAUACGAGAAGACCGCCCCGUCUGAGCUCGGCUGCCCGGUAACAGCCAAUGGCGGGCAGCGGGACGGCAGAGUUCUGCCUAGCUCCAGCCAAUCGCAGACGAAGUUUUCUUGGGUGACGUGGAAGCCGCGCUGAGUCACUUGUCCUGGAGUCCUAGGAAGGAAAGGGCGCGUCCUCCUGAGCUGCUGCAGUGGUAGUGCACCGUUCCACCGCCGGGGGCGUCCGAACAGCGGGAAGCAUGGCGACCAAUAGAAAGGCGUCUGGUUGUCUGUGGGCGGAGGAUGUCGUAAUGGACGGAUCAGAAAGCCAAUGGAAGGGCUGUCCCCGCCAAGGAGGCAGGAUUUCCGAAACCAAUCGGCGGCAGGCGCUGCGUUUAUAUAAGAUCGGCCUCAGCCUCUCGAGGCGCCAUUUCGCUGAAGCGGAGAACCGGAGCUGGAUAGGAGGCGGAAAGCGUUGACGUUGUUUGAGCCAAAGACAGCGCUGCGCCCUCAGCCGGAGAGCGGGCGUCUACACAAUCCGCAUCCAUCCGCAUGGAGGCAGCCCUCAACCCAGCGUUUAAAAGGCCUCCUCUGGAUGUACAUCAUGGUAUAAUGGGGCAGACGGUUGAGGGAACCCCAGGCAAGCGAAUCCGCAAACCCUCUCUGCUAUACGAAGACUUUGAGGGUCCCACCAUGAAUUCCAGUGUCUUUCAUCACAUGCCUCAAGUCAACCCACCUCCUCCAGAGGUCAGCAAUCCCAAAAAGCCCGGCCGCAGCACUAAUCAGCUGCAGUACCUGGUCAGGGUGGUCAUGAAGUCUCUGUUGAAACAUCAGUUCUCUUGGCCUUUUCGUCAGCCCGUGGAUGCCAUAAAACUGGGUCUUCCGGAUUAUCAUAAAAUUAUCAAGCAGCCAAUGGACAUGGGAACUAUUAAGAAAAGAUUGGAGAACAAUUACUACUGGACUGCACUGGAGUGUAUGCAGGACUUCAACACAAUGUUUACUAACUGCUAUAUCUACAACAAGCCCACAGAUGACAUUGUGCUAAUGGCUCAAAGCCUGGAGAAGUCCUUUUUGCAGAAGGUAGCGCAGAUGCCCCAGGAUGAACAAGAAAUACCCAAUACUGCAAGCAAGUGCAGGCCAGCGAAGAGUGUCAAACCUCCAGAUAUCACAGGUGGCAUCACAACUGCACACCAAGUCCCAGCCAUCUCAUCCAUGUCUCAGUCUUCACUGUACCCCAGCUCCCCGGAAAUGCCCCCCAUCAUUGUUGAUAUACCACAUCCAACUGUCCUCUCUAACCCUGUGGUGAAACCAAUGCCCACUACUCAGCCUCUAAUGCCUGUGGUUCCAGCAGCCACACAACAAAUAUCAAAGCAGAAGAAAGGUGUGAAGAGAAAAGCAGACACUACAACCCCAACCACCACUGCUAUCAUUGCUACCAGUGGAGACUCCUCUCCUCUAACGCCACCAGAUACAAAACCCGCCAAGAUCCCCACUCGGCGAGAAAGCGGAAGGCCUAUUAAGCCACCUCAAAAGGACUUGCCAGACUCUCAACAGCAUCAAACAUCAAAGAAGGGCAAACUGUCUGAGCAACUAAAAUACUGCAAUGGCAUUCUGAAAGAACUUCUUUCUAAGAAACAUGGCGCCUAUGCAUGGCCGUUCUACAAACCCGUGGAUGCCAGUUCUCUGGGACUACACGACUACCACGAUAUCAUAAAACAUCCCAUGGACCUUAGCACCAUUAAGAAAAAGAUGGAGAACAGAGAAUACCGAGAUGCACAGGAGUUUGCUGCCAAUGUCAGGCUCAUGUUCUCAAACUGUUACAAAUAUAACCCUCCUGACCAUGAUGUAGUGGCCAUGGCAAGGAAGCUGCAGGACGUGUUUGAAUUUCGUUACGCUAAGAUGCCCGAUGAACCUAUUGCAAUGUCUCCGCCUCUCAACUCCUCACAACAGCCUCCCUCCGAUUCCAAAUCCUCCUCGGAAUCCUCAAGUGAGAGCAGCAGUGACAGCUCAGACGAGAGUGAGAGUUCUGAUGACUCGGAAGAGGAGAGAGCAAACAGGCUGGCCGAGCUUCAGGAACAGCUUCGAGCCGUACACGAGCAACUGGCUGCUCUCUCCCAAGGCCCAAUUUCCAAGCCAAAAAAGAAGAAAGAGAAAAAGGAAAAAAAGAAAAAGAAGAAAUCAUCUGAUAAAAGGAAAGUCAAAGAUGAAGAAUGGAGAUGUAGCAAAUCAAAAUCAUCAUCUUCUUCUUCUCAGACCAAAAAAUCCUCUAAAAAAUCUGGGGGGACCACUACAAGUAGCGGUGCUAUGCUUUCUGUUUCAAAGAGUUCUAAGAAAUCAAAGUCCCUUCCCCCACCUCCACCUGUUAUGUAUGAUUCAGAGGAGGAAGAGGAGUGCAAGCCAAUGACUUAUGAUGAGAAGCGGCAGCUGAGCCUGGACAUUAACAAACUUCCAGGAGAGAAGUUGGGCCGUGUAGUACAUAUCAUCCAAUCCAGAGAGCCCUCUCUUCGGGAUUCCAACCCCGAAGAAAUAGAGAUUGACUUUGAGACUUUAAAACCUUCCACUCUUCGUGAGCUGGAGAGAUAUGUCAUGUCUUGCUUGAGGAAGAAACCACGGAAGCCCUACACUUCGCCUAACUCCAUGCUCUCUGCAGCACUGAAGAAACAACCAGUGGGAAAGACAAAAGAGGAGAUUGCCAUGGAGAAGAAGAGAGAGUUGGAGAGGAGGCUACAGGAUGUCAGCGGGCAGCUGAACUCUGCCAAGAAACCACCCAAGAAAGUCAAUGAGAAAGCGGAAUCAGCCCAGCCGGUGUCGGUGUCUCGCCUCAGUGCUUCCAGCUCCAGUUCGGACUCUGAUACUAGCAGUAGCUCCACAUCCAGCUCCUCAGACACUAGUGACUCGGACUCUGGCUGAGGGAGAGGGUGUAGCACAGCGGGGACAUUACCUUCCACUGUAGCAGGGUUGGAAGGCUGAAAUUUUAUGCUUAAAGUGGUUCUAAAAGGAUCUGCAGGAACAGAACCCUCUUGAACCAGACUUGAUGCCCUGUUCAGGGUAAAAGCAAACUGAGGCCUUUGGUAUUUACAGAACACCCGCCUUUCCCUCAGCUAGGUGUACUCAGCGGCUGGGGAAUCUCCUGGAGCAUGAGGCUGUUCACCCAUUUACCACCUGAAUACUGACUCCUGUGGGGAUCCUCAUACAAGGCAUUAUAAAGGGUGGGUGGAAGAAAUGCAGUGUCCUUAUUUUAUUCUGUUUACAAGUUCUCCUUUGGAACGCACAGACGCCUGGAAGCUGUAAUCGGCUUUUGGAUUAUCUCGGCGGAGGAUCUGUUCAGAGUUGGUCUCUUAGUUGUUACUUAGUGCAGUGUUAAUCGUUGACUCUCCAGGCUUUCUCCUUCCUGUUUGUGUUCUGAUGCGUACAGCACACGAUGGUGACAUACUCUGUGUAUUGCCUCCAGGUACAGCGUCUUGCCCAUCUGUGCUUUGUCUAGGGAAAUUUUUAGCACAGCAAAGUGGGCUGCUCGAGGGUCCAGAAAACGUCAGCCUUUUGCUCCAUCAUGCAAAUUUUAGGCACUUGGAAGAGUUUUUAUGCCUGUCUGACAAGUAAAUUGGUGGACAGGAGGCCAGAAAACCCCUUUAGCCCCCUACUGCAUGCAGCGUGUAAGGUGGAGGGUAGUUCUGUCUCACUGAAGAACACAUUCUAUACUGGAGGCUCCAAACUACAGAACUCGUUCAUAGCCUUUCAUGUGUUUUUAUUUUUAUUUUUUUGUAUUUAUUUUAAAUAAGCGAAAGAAGGAUUUUUUUUUUUUUUUUCUUUGUUUAUAAUGUAAAAUAACAGAGGGUGCCCUGUUGAUACAGGGGCCGGUGUAGAUGUAAGAUUUUAUAAGCCCUGUACAUAAAUAUAUAUAUACCGAGUUGCACAAGCAGCAUGUUUCUCAAUGUAAAGGGUGACUUUAUUUUUUACCUGGGGGGAAAAAAACAUUUUUAUUUUCUUCCUAAUAUUGUUCUGUUGCUAUAAAUAUAUAUACUCCUGUCUUAUUCCCUUCCCUUUUCUUUUCUUUUUUUUUCGUCUCCUUGUUAUCGGUUCAAGCCCUUUAGUUUGGAAACAUGUAAAUAAAGAAAAUUUACAUCCAU